AUGAUAUGCUUANNGACCUCGAUUGUACCUCGCCUCCCAUCCUCGUCACCUACUCUGUUCGAGGCCAAAAAGAACAAGAACCUCUCCUUCGAAACCAUCGCCAAGGCCCUUGGACGUGAGGAAGUCGCUGUUGCAGCUCUCUUCUAUGGACAAGCCAAAGCCUCUCCAGAGGAUAUUAAAAACCUAGCCAAGGUCCUCGAGCUCGACGAGUCGUUGCUCGAGGCACAGCUCUCUGGCUACCCGGAUCGCGGCCGCCAGAUGGAGAUGCCACCAAGAGAGCCUUUGGUUUACAGACUUUACGAAAUCGUUCAGAACUACGGCUAUGCAUACAAGGCAAUCCUGAACGAGAAAUUCGGUGAUGGUAUCAUGAGUGCCAUCAGCUUCAGUACCAAGGUAGAGAAGGAAACUGAUGAGAAGGGUGAAUGGGCUGUCAUUACACUCAGGGGAAAGUGGUGA
Messenger RNA from Aureobasidium uvarum, 456 nucleotides. The record is from the annotation of a GenBank genome assembly. NCBI's taxonomy places the organism in Eukaryota, Fungi, Ascomycota, Dothideomycetes, Dothideales, Saccotheciaceae.